Molecule: messenger RNA, 566 nt
Organism: Cinara cedri
Lineage: Eukaryota; Metazoa; Arthropoda; Insecta; Hemiptera; Aphididae
Source: the annotation of a GenBank genome assembly
AUGAUCAAAGUAGCAAAAAUAUUUUUCCCGAAAUUAGUUCACAUUGCAUGUAUGACACACGCAGUUAAUAGUGUUCUAGAGAAAAUUCGAGGAAAUUGUAUCCCGCCAUUAACAAUGGUAAUAUAUUCAGUAACUAAUUAAAAUUUAAAUACAUAUGUAACUUAUUUCGUUUAUUUCUAGAAAAAAAGAUCUUAAAAGCAUCUUUGAGAAUAAAUAAAUACAGAAGAGAAAUACUGGGUUUACCUUUACCACCUGAACCUAUGAUUUCAAAAUAGAAAACAUGGUUAAAUGCUGCGCUUUUCUAUGCAAAUAAUUUUGAAAAGUUUAAUAACGUGAUUGAAAGUUUAACAGGUGAUGUUGCAAGUGUCGAAAAACUGAAACAGCUUGUACAAAAUAAUGCAGUCAAAUGUGGUUUGGCAUUUAUAAAUUUACACUUAUCCGAGUUAUCCAUGAAUCUUGAAAAUUUUGAAGAAUCUAAUAGUAAACUACCGAAAAGCAUGGAUAUUUUUAGAAAACUUGAAGAUAUUUUAACAAAUAUUCCUGGUCCAAAUGGGAAUAAAAAUUAA